AUGUCUGAAUCGCCUAAGCGAGCAGAGGUGUUGCUUCGAUUCGGAAGAGACCAGACGUUAAAGAUUCGGAGGAGGAUGGAAAGUCACGCCAGAGGUAUCGCGAAGCACAUGCUAUCCGAGCCCAUGAUGAGGCGUCUUGACUUUAGCGCCGACUAUCUUCAGCAAGAAAAGCUUUUCGACGCGAGGAAGCCAAAGCAAAGCCUUGGAGCAGCAGUCUAUAUGACGGGGGUGGACCAAACCAGACCAUGCGAGCCGUGUGCGACUAGACCUGGCGUAUUCGAGACUUGUGUCGUUCGGGAGAAUGUAGCAGAGGCUGUAUGCGCGAGCUGCAUAUACCGCGGUUGUCGAACAAAAUGCAAUUAUCAUUCGAACAGUAAGCAUGCUCUGUUGCUCUCAUGGAAGGCGUUGUGGGCUGACCGCUGGUUUGAAGGUGUAGAGCGUAGGCGCGGUCAUUUCACUCCGGAUACGAAACAUGCUCACGGACCAGUCUUCUUUCCUGGACUUGACGAAGGCAGAUGGGACACUGGUCAAGUGAAAAGGACGGUUCGUGUCUCCAUUGACGACCAACUCCCGACGUCAAACUUGCCUAGUGGCCCCUUGAAUCGCAAGGGCCAAGCAUUGACGCCGCACGCACACUCGGUCAAUGACAGGACUCCGCUCGAUAGCGGCGAGUCCGGUAUGGAACCUGGUUUCAAGGACAGGAAACAUAAACCUCAGGCGCCCACGGCUGCUUCCCAUACUCGAACACAGGCCACACUUGAAGCCAUCACGAGUGCUGCUCUUCCAGGCGCGGUAAGUUUCGGAGACCCAGGCUUCCGACACGAGGGAUGUCCCGCGGCGCCGGCCUAUUGUCAGAGCAUGACCGCGACGUAUGAGUGUCACGUCAGUCCAAAGGCGGAGAGAAGGGGAAGAGUUCCACAAGGGCGCACUUUCGCUUCAGGAGAGGCUACGCCAGCUGAAGUCCGUUGGCUGAUGCGCCACUGCAAGUGUAGCGACGCCGAGACAUUGCAUCGAGCCUGGAAACACCGUGUCGCGAGCAGAAAGAAGAAGCCCUUACCACGAGGCUCGAAGAAAGAUAAAUAUUUGUCUCGCUGGUAUCCUCAAUGGCUCACUAGAAUUGCCGCGAUGUUGGAUCCUGUUCAGGCAAGCGGUGGUUGA
This is a messenger RNA of Lecanosticta acicola, 1158 nucleotides long. The record is from the annotation of a GenBank genome assembly. Lineage: Eukaryota; Fungi; Ascomycota; Dothideomycetes; Mycosphaerellales; Mycosphaerellaceae.